Cuscuta epithymum is the source of this 2435-nucleotide messenger RNA. The record is from the annotation of a GenBank genome assembly. NCBI's taxonomy places the organism in Eukaryota, Viridiplantae, Streptophyta, Magnoliopsida, Solanales, Convolvulaceae.
GUUUUUAUGAUCAAUAUGCAAAAAUUUGUGGCUUUGAAGCACGUAAAAGUAGUCAAAAAAGGGCUCGUGGUGGCGUUAUUCUUUGGAAACAUAUGGUGUGUAAUAGGCAGGGCUUCAAAAAUGUAUCUAAAUCUAAGACGGUUGCACCUAACAGUGAUUCCUGCAAGAUUGUUGAUUUAGAUAAUGAGUGUAGCGGUGAAAACGAAGAUUUCAUUAUUGAAAAUGAGUCAUGUGAAUUUGAUGGGUCUGAAAAUGAAGAGGAAGCUCACGUUGAAGAUUUACCAACUCCUGGCGUAUGCGUCGAUGACGAUAAGAAAACAAGACGCACAGUUUCUAAUAGGUGUGAUUGCAAAGCACGUGCGGUUUUUAGGCUUGCAGGCAUGGAUGGAUACAAAAUUAAAUUCUUUGAGGAGAGGCAUAAUCAUUCAAUGUCUUCCCCUUCUUCACUGCCUUUUUUGAAGGCCAACAGGAAACUUGACAUUGGUCAUAAAAAAUUUGUCCUUAAUUGUGCUAAAGCAAAUAUCGGCACUAUGAAAUGCUACCGAUUGUAUAAGGAAACUGUUGGGGGCUAUGCCAAUAUUGGUGCGACGUCCGUGGAUUUUAAGAAUUUUAAACGCGACUUGAAGGCUUAUUUAGUUGGUGUGGAUGCCCAAAUUUUGAUAGAUAAGCUAUUCAGAAAGAAAGAGAUUUCUUCAACGUUUUCAUUUGACUAUGACGUUGAUGAGAGUGACCAGCUAACACGUGUAUUUUGGGCGGAUCCAGUCUGCAUAAAGAACUAUUCGUUAUUCGGGGACGUUGUCUCUUUUGAUGCUACAUAUGAGACGAACAGGUAUGAUAUGGUUUUUGCCCCUUUUACUGGCGUUGAUAAUCAUAAAAAGUGCAUUACUUUUGGUGUGGGUUUGUUGUCCAAAGAAGAUGUUGAAUCAUAUGUUUGGUUAUUUCGUUGUUUCUUGAAUGCAAUGGGUCGGGAACCGAAGUGCAUCAUAACGGAUCAAGACCCAUCCAUGAAAAUUGCUAUUCCACAGGUCUUCACCAAAUCAUGUCACAGAUUUUGCAUGUGGCAUAUUAUGGAGAAGGUGAGUAAGAAAGUUGGACCGGUUUUGAGUAAAGAUUCUAAUUUUAUGACGGAAUUGAAUUCUAUUGUGUGGAGUCAUUAUUUGCACCCAACCGAAUUUGAAUUGAGAUGGACCAAUUUGAUGAAAGAAUAUGAGCUACUCAAUCACAAUUGGUUGUCACACAUGUUUGAGAUUAGGGAUUUGUGGAUUCCUGCUUAUUUCGGUGAUAUAUUUAUGGCGGGUAUGCUCAGGACUACAUCACGUUCUGAGAGUGAAAAUAAUUUUUUUAAUGAAUUCACAAAUCCUAAUUUCAGUUUGGUGGAGUUUUAUAUGCAGUUUGAGAGUGCAAUGGAUUCUCAAAGACAUAAUAGUGCACAAUUGACCAAAGUUUCAGAGUCCUCCAUUCCCGAUUUCAAGACUCCGUUACAUAUUGAAAGAUAUGCUUCUUCUGUUUAUAAUCAUUCAAUUUUUUAUCUCGUUCAGAAGGAAAUAUGUUGUGCUUGUUUUUCUUGUGCUGUUCUCAGUCUCCAUCAUGAAGGUUGUGUGUUUACGUAUGUCAUAUCAGAUGAACGGGGUUUUAAUUUCACAGUUGUGCACAAUAGUACUGACGGUUCUACAGUUUGUUCUUGCAAACAUUUUGAAAGGAACGGGAUAUUGUGUCGCCACAUUUUUUUUGUGUUGAAAGAGAAGAAGGUCAAUGUAAUCCCAGAUAGAUAUGUGCUACGUCGAUGGUGCAAAGAUUCCAUUUUAAAGCCCCUUAAUGCAUUUGAAGCUGGUGUUUUUCAACAGUGUCUUGACACAGAAGAACAAAACCUAGCCAUGAAGACAUUGUGGUCUGAUAUUCAUUUUUGCGUUGGAAUGAUUGACCAAAAACCUCAAAUGUUUCAGCAGUUUGCAGAUGCCAUUAAGGUGCAGAAAGAUUUACUGUCUACCUCUCAAGGAAAUAGUGCAUCAGGAUCUACAAAAAAUGACGUUAUCAAAGCCUUUUAUGGGUCAUCCAUUCCUACCCAAGUUAGUGUGCGUCCACCGCAGCAGUCUCGAAAUAAGGGUUGCGGUAAGAGGAUUAAAGGAGGCAAGGAGAAGGCAAUUGAAGUGAGCCAGAAGGCUAAGAGACUAUGUAGAAAAUGUAAUAAAAAAGGGUAUCAUGACAGUCGAAAUUGUCCUUUGAACUCAGAGGAAUGAUUAUUCUUUUUUAUUCGUCUUUCACAAGUUGGCCUUUGAGCUUGGAGCAAUGUUGCUUUUUUAUGACUUGUUAUUUUGUAUUCGUACAAAAUAGAGGUGCUUGGAGAAUAUUCUUUUCAAUUUAUUGUUGAUUAACACUUUUGGUUUUGUAUUAUGUAAUAUCAUAAAUUACUACCGAUUGAGAAUUACGUAGUUGUC